This is a messenger RNA of Medioppia subpectinata, 944 nucleotides long. NCBI's taxonomy places the organism in Eukaryota, Metazoa, Arthropoda, Arachnida, Sarcoptiformes, Oppiidae. The record is from the annotation of a GenBank genome assembly.
UUUACUGUCAAAUAUAUCCCGAUUUGUCGGAAACAUCUCAAGAAGACAUUCAUGUGAUCGCAAACAUGGAUCGAUGGGUUCUGAAAAUAAGUGACACAAAAGUAAACGAUUCGGGACUUUAUAGUUGUGAAGUGAAUUCAAUGCCCCGGCAGUCAGUGACUCGUGUUGUGUCCGUCAGUUAUCCGAAAACAGUUCAAAUGGCGUUUGAAAACAAGUCAAAAGUGAUUUCCGAUGAUUUCAAUCACGACUUCAGCGACUGUUGUGUCAAAGAAGGCAUUCCUUCGAUAUGUAAUGGAUUUUGUAAUUUUAAAGGAUUACUAACGCAAACACCGAAAGCGCAUAUAUUUGCCAUUUGCUACAGUCAUAUGACACAACUCGUCAAAUGUCUAACCGAUGGCCGCAAUCACAUCCCGUGCUGUGAGCGCCAGAAUAUUCCGCGCGUGUGUCACGGCUCGUGUGCCGGAAAGUAUACGUUGACGACCGCUCUUCAGCACGUGAUUUGCUUGGAUUACGCGACGCCCACUCUAUCGUGCAUUGCGGACGGCAUACAGACACUGCCGCCCCCACCCCGCGAGGUCACCGCUGAACCUAUCAGUACUUCCCAGAUUAAUGUCAAGUGGGAGAAGAAUACAGAGAAAAUGCAGUCAUUGAUAGACACAUAUGAACUGAAUGUAACGGAAUUGCAUUCAUUUGAUCCAAAGGACUGGUCUCUCACCAAGAAAAGCGAAAUAUCAAAACUGAUGAAACAAAUCCAAGGAAUUAACACUAAUCUAAAAACAUUCAAAAUCGAUGGCAACGCCACUGAGUUUACUGUAAAUGACUUAAAAGAGUCGACAAUGUAUGAGAUCUCCAUUAUGUCUAUCAAUAAGUUAGGCACAAGUGUUGUAACCAAUGAUAUACGAGUUGUCACUCAAUCACACGCUAUUCAUAACACCGAAAAAGAC